AUGGCUCUUGCCAAGCAGAACUCUGGUAAACUGGAGAAAGCUGAGAUUUUGGAAAUGACCGUUCAAUAUUUGAGAGCUUUGCAUGCUGCUGACUUUCCUAGAGGUCGGGACAAAGCAGACCUCCUGUCAGAGUUUGCCAAUUACUUUCACUAUGGUUACCACGAGUGCAUGAAGAAUCUGGUUCAUUACUUGACCACAGUGGAAAGGAUGGAGACCAAGGACACCAAAUAUGCUCGCAUUGUUGCCUUCCUGCAGUCUAAAGCACACCUGUCCACGGAGCCACUAUUUAGUUCCCUUCAGGAGGUAGACAUGUCUUGCCAGCUGCCUCCCUCUCCACCUGAUUACCCAAGCAGUGGUGACUCUUCUUUCACACAGAGCUCAGGAGGUUCAUUCUCAUGGCACAGCACUACUAGAAGCCCCACACUGAACUACCUCACAGGCCCGGCCACUAUGCCUCUGCCAUGCACACCCCCACAGCAGUCCCCACAUAGCAGCUUCUUGUCUCCCAUGCAGACUCUAGACAGACAUUACCUCAGUCUCCUUGGACAUUCCCAUACUAAUAGUUUCAGUAUGCACAGCUCACAGCAUCCUGUUGUUCUGUGA
Messenger RNA from Staurois parvus, 603 nucleotides. The record is from the annotation of a GenBank genome assembly. NCBI's taxonomy places the organism in Eukaryota, Metazoa, Chordata, Amphibia, Anura, Ranidae.